Messenger RNA from Brassica oleracea var. oleracea, 2408 nucleotides. Its product is annotated as subtilisin-like protease SBT5.4. Gene Ontology annotation, molecular function: serine-type endopeptidase activity. The record is from RefSeq and is a predicted model, not a curated record. The coding region runs from base 12 to 2309 and encodes 765 amino acids. Gene Ontology annotation, biological process: proteolysis. The transcript is spliced from 9 exons. Lineage: Eukaryota; Viridiplantae; Streptophyta; Magnoliopsida; Brassicales; Brassicaceae.
UGCUAUCAGCUAUGACGAAAACUCUACUUGCAUUGUUAAUCAUCUUCUCUCUGUUUCAUGUCCCUGCUUUUGCUGUGAAAAAGAAGUCGUACAUUGUUUACUUGGGAUCUCACUCACAUGGCCCUGAAGUCUCCUCCUUAGCCCUUAAACGUGUAGCUGAAUCUCAUCAUGAGUUGCUGGGAUCCUUUUUGGGAAGUCAUGAGAAGGCUAGAAACGCAAUCUUCUACUCAUACGAUAGACAUAUCAACGGCUUUGCAGCAGUUCUUGAAGAAGAAGAAGCCGAAGCUAUUUCAAAGCAUCCGAAUGUGAUCAGUGUGUUUCUAGACAAGGGGAAGAAGUUGCAUACAACACAUUCUUGGGAGUUCAUGCAAUUGGAGAAGGAUGGUGUGAUCCCGUCAAGUUCCUUGUGGUCAAAGGCAAGACUUGGUGAAGACACAAUCAUCGGAAACAUUGACACUGGUGUCUGGUCUGAAUCCCAAAGCUUUAGCCCACAUGGUCUUGGACCUGUUCCUUGUCGAUGGAAAGGAAGUUGCAACACCGCUGGCAAUGUUAGUUGCAACAGGAAGCUUAUAGGAACAAGGUACUUCAACAAAGGAUACUUAGUUUCCGCGGGUCUCAACAGCAACUCUUCCUUUGAGUCUGCUCGUGACCAUGAUGGUCACGGCACUCACACGCUCUCAACAGCAGGAGGCCACUUUGUCCGGGGAGCUAGCGUCUUCGGUGUAGGCAACGGAACUGCGAAAGGAGGCUCUCCAUUGUCCAGAGUAGCUUCCUACAAGGCCUGCUGGCCUCCUGUUAACGGCUCUGAGUGCUUUGACGCUGAUAUCUUGGCUGCCUUUGAUAUGGCCAUCCAUGAUGGUGUUGAUGUCCUCUCUGUCUCUCUCGGUGGUGAUCCUGCUGAUUACUUCGCAGAUGGCAUUGCCAUCGGCUCCUUCCACGCUGUUAAACAUGGUAUCACUGUGGUCUGUUCCGCUGGAAACUCUGGCCCCGCUCCUGCAACUGUCUCAAACGUGGCCCCUUGGAUACUCACCGUAGCAGCCAGCACGCUAGACCGUGAGUUCCAGUCCUUUGUGCAGCUUGCGAGUGGCGAACGGUUCAAGGGAGAAAGCAUGUCAAAGGCCUUGCCUGCAGGGAAAAUGUUUAGUCUCACAACGGGAGCUCAAGCUAAACUUGCCAAUGCAUCUGCUAUAGAUGCGAUGCUUUGCAAAGAAGGCACGUUAGAUCCGCACAAGGCAAAGGGUAAGAUCAUGGUGUGUCUGAGAGGAAACUCAUCAAGAGUGGAAAAAGGUAGACAAGCAGCUCAAGCUGGUGCUGCUGGUAUGAUUCUAUGCAAUGAUAAGGCAUCAGGGAAUGAUAUCACAGCUGAUCCUCAUUUUCUUCCUGCUACACAUAUCAACUUUUUCGAUAGUCAAGCCUUGUUCUCUUACGUUAACUCCACUUAUUUAGAGCCCAUGGGAACUCUUACUGCACCUGCAGCAGCUUUUGGCAUCAAACCAGCUCCAUAUAUGGCAAAUUUCUCAUCUCAAGGACCUAACACUGUUACACCAGGAAUCCUUAAGCCUGACGUGACUGCUCCUGGGGUCGACAUCAUAGCCGCCUACACAAGGGAACAAAGUCUCAGCGGCUUGGAAUUUGAUCAUCGCACGACUGCAUUCUAUAUAGAAUCUGGCACUUCCAUGUCCUGCCCUCAUGUUGCUGGUGUUGCCGGUCUUCUCAGGACAAUGCACCCUUCAUGGAGUUCAGCUGCCAUCAGAUCUGCUAUCAUGACCACCGCGAGAACACGAGACAACAGAGUUAGCCCCAUGCUCAACGGGUCUUACGUGAAGGCAAACUCAUUCAACUACGGUUCAGGACAUAUCAGGCCAAACCGUGCAGGAGAUCCAGGAUUGGUCUAUGACUUGACAGUGAACGACUACUUGGACUUUCUUUGCGCAGUUGGGUACAACCAAACGAUGAUUAAGCUUUUCUCAGAGAGUCCUUCCUACAAAUGCCCCAAGGAAGCUAGUGUUGUAAACUUGAACUAUCCAUCCAUCACGGUGCCUAACCUCACAGGCUCUUCUGUGACUGUGACCCGGAAACUGAAGAAUGUAGGAUCCGUGGGCACUUAUGCGGCAAAUGUCAGGGAGCCACAUGGCGUGUCCGUGAAUGUUGAGCCGAGUGUGUUGAAGUUUGAUAGAGUUGGUCAAGUUAAAAGCUUUAAGAUGACACUGAAGCCUAAAUGGGUUGCAAAAGACUAUGCCUUUGGUGGUCUCACAUGGAGUGAUGGCAAACACUACGUAAGAAGUCCUAUUGUUGUCUCUACCGCCUAGUUGAUAGAGAGAGAGAGAGAGAGAGAGAGAGAGAUCCAUUAUGUUGACACAGCUUUUCUUUCUUGGUUUUACUCCUUUUUACCUAAUGAUCGAUGUUGG